This is a messenger RNA of Acyrthosiphon pisum (pea aphid), 1011 nucleotides long. RefSeq names its product ethylmalonyl-CoA decarboxylase-like. Gene Ontology annotation, cellular component: cytosol. Gene Ontology annotation, biological process: fatty acid beta-oxidation. NCBI's taxonomy places the organism in Eukaryota, Metazoa, Arthropoda, Insecta, Hemiptera, Aphididae. The record is from RefSeq and is marked provisional.
UUUGUUAUAAUGUUGCAGGCGAGUCGCUGCGUUUAAAACGUGCUUCGAAACUAACGCAGAUGGAAAACAGUCCAACUCCCAAUGAAAAGUACCUGCACGAUUUUACUUAUCAUGGAAAGGCAUAUUCGGUCAGUGAAGCGAAAGAGGUCUUAUCCCCAUAUUUGGAUGGCAGUGGAUCUGUGGACCUGGAAAAGGACGAUAAUGGCAUCGCCAAAAUCUGUUUAAACAAUCCUCGCCUCAAGAACGCCAUAAGUCCGGACGCUGGACGCCGCUGAGGCGAUGGACUUGGGUCUGGUGGACGGCACCGUGGCCACUUUGGAGGACGCUGGAACGUGGCUGUCCGGCAAGAUCAACAGGGACGUGAACGUGAUCCGGGCCAUCAAGCGCACGGUUUUGUGCUAUGACGACGACGACGAUUCCAAGGCGGAAGCGCGAGAACUGGAGCGCAGGAUAUUCGCACCACUCUGGGGUGGCACUGCCAAUCAGGCAGCACUCCUAAAGCGCCUAAAGCACAACAGAUGAAACCAGUGGCGUGGAGAACUCGACAUUUUUCCAAUUCUAGUCUAAUAUUCCAAAAAAAAACCCCCGAUUGAAGCAUUUUCUGUCAUAUUUUUGAUUAUACCUACCCGUUGUAGUAAAUACUAUAAUACUAAUUAAAACCAUAUUUAUACCUAGUCGCCACUCCUUCAAAACUCAGAGGUGACCGCCUCCUGAUUCGUAAUGCCACUGGAUGAAACCGUGUAUUCGUCUGAUGGAAAAAUAACACACUCCUGUCGUACCUAUUACUUGCUAUUUUUGUGGCUAUUAUACAUAUAUAUUAAUAUGAUAAUACUAUGACUUAAUGUGUAUGGGACAUUUCAAUUUUGCUUUUCUCCAACGGUGAAUAUUUUUCGGAAAAUACAUUUGUUUUUAUACUAUUUUACCAUUUACUGCUGUCUUACAAUUAUUAUUUUUACUAACAUAUUAUAUUUGUAUUUAUAAUUAACUAUACAUUACACCAAAAUUAUAUUA